GUUACCUACUUGCACAAAUUUAAAGCCUGCGCUCCCUAACCGCCUCCCUCUCAGAGAUGCCCAAGUACGUUCCCGUCUCGGGAAUCAUCUGACGCUCCCCCACGCCCGCGCCCCCUGCGCCCGCACAUCUCCACCGUCCAUCCCCAGCUGCGUCCCCGGUCGCCACGCUGGCCCGAUCCGCCGUGGAGCCUACCGAGGCCACGGUCAGACGUGGCCGCCACGUGGCUGCCAUGUCUGAUUUUGUGGAGGCGAUCCGACGGCCGUGAGGCUCCAGCGCUCCUGCACUGUCGAUCAUGGAAAGACGAAGGAAUUCGACGCUGUAUAAAUGCCACAAUGUGACAUCUGAGAGAGAGAGAGAGAGAGAGAGAGAGAGUGUGAUGGGGACAGAGAGGAGGGCCGUUUCGCGGGGCAUUUAAGCGUGAUUUUGCUGAGCGAAAGCUUCGGUUUUUCCGUCUCUGUGGAGGAAGAAUUCGGAGAUUCUGGGCUUUGAGUAGAAGAAAUGUAGCCACUGGACAGUAUAUGAUUCGGGAGUUCUGAUGUGAAUCGAAUUGAUUGGAGUGUUGAAGCUUUAGAGAGAGAGAGAGAGGGAGAAGCAGAGGGACAGAUAAGGAGAAAGAGGCGGAGAGAUAUCUGGCAACUGUAUUGAUUUUUCCUUUUCCCUUUCCUUCGAAAUAGAAUACCCAAACGCCCCACUUUUUCGUUUCUCUUUCCGGCGUUCUUUUCGAUAUUCGAUCGAAGAGAGGAAAGAUCUGGAGAGGGUGGUGGUGGGCUUGAGCUUGCUGAGGUGGGUUCGACGGAUUCUGAGCCAACGAAGCCGUUUUCAACUUAGAUGUUAAUACAAACAAUAAAAAAUAAUAAUAUCCCAGAAAUGGACAAGUACUCGACGGUUCGGGACGUAAGGCGCGGAGCGAGUCGGUUCUCUCUCACUCCUGGGAAGCGACAGAUUGAUAAGCAGCAGCGCUCCGCCUCUGCCUCCGCCUCUGGUGGUCACAAGCUUCUCUCAUCAGUAUCUGGCGGAAGUGGGGAUGCUGAGUUUGUGGAUAAAUCGAAGAGAGAGAAACUGAGAAGAUUAAGUACUGUUGUGGGUUUGAGGAACGACGAGAGCGAAAUGGGUUGUUUUGGGUCAGGCGGAGAAGAUGAUCUUCCUUCAAAGGCACCGUCUCCGAGUAUCGGCGGCAGUAGCAAAAAAUUCAAAAUACCCAAAAAGUUUUUUGAUGACUGUAGUUCAGUUGAUCAUCCAUCUGUUCCGCGGAAGUUACGGUCAGCCAUGAAGAAGCGCAACCGUGAAUCGGUCUCUGCCCCGUUGCCAGAUUUUAAUAAGUCUGACCAUACCAUUAAUGGUGUGAAGAAAUCCAAAUUGAACAUGAAUCAAGAAGACUUGGACCAGCAGCCUAGACGGGCUAUCUCGGGUCCAAUCACCAAAGAUGAGGAAGAAGUUGUAGAGACAUUAUAUGCUUUGGCUGGGAUGUUUCCCGACAAUGACACCACAGAUAAGAGCAAACUGGAAGGUGAACCUUCAACCUUGCCAAAUGCUGCAAGAGAGAGUAGUCUCCCUGCAUCUGAAGCUUCCGAAGAUCCUAACACAAUUAGUCACUCAGCAAUUGCUUCUGCCAAUCCUUCAUCCGACAUAGAAGUUCCCCAAGACACUCUCAAACUCAACUGUUUGACUGAAUCCACUGCUCCAGAGCAGUCUAAUUGGCCCGUUGGCAAACCAUAUAAUAUUGAGUCGGCAAGCUGUGCUCCUCAAGCCGACCUUCAAACGGUGCCUCUUUUGUCUAUAAGUGAACCUAAUGAUGAAAAGCCUUCAUUCAAAUCUGCGAGCACUAGUUUUCCAUUUGAACUUAGCCUAGAGAAUGGAUUAAAGCAGCCCAAACAGCAGGAAACCCCUGAGAGAGAACCAGAAAUUACAUUGGAGGUGAACACCAGUGGAUGUCAGCUAGAGACACAACAUACCAUAAAGGAAAGCAAGAACAAUGGUUCUGCAUUGUGGCCUGGCUUGUCUUCAACGGGGUUGCAUGUUUGUGGGAUGCAUGUUGCUUUGCAGUCCUCUUCUUCUAAAAGUCCAUCUUGGAUGGAUGCUGCUAUUAAUACUGCAAGAUCUGGCUCAUUCGAAACUAGUGCUUCAAUAAAAAAGGUCUCUAGAGUUACUGGUGAUAGAAGGAUGCCAUGGAAGAGAUGUGCAACUCAUGUUUACAUAAGUCGUCUCAUUCAGGCUUUAAAAGUUUCAGAUAGAAAAGAUAGAUCACCAAUUCAGCUUAAUGAGUUGAAAACAAAUGAAGGACCAAAUCAAGUUCAUAUGGGUACCAGCUGCCUAAACAGGGUGAAAGAUGGCUUGCAGGGAGUUGGUUUUUAUUGCAGCAUAGCUGGUUCUACUGCCGAAGAAAACCAAAAUGAAGCUAGAACUGGUAUUCUUCUGCACAAGAGGCUUCAUACAGAUCAGCAACAUGCUACGGCCUCUGGGGUCUAUGCUUCACAGAAGCAGAGUUUCGAUUUCCUGUCUUUGUCAGCUGAAGGUGUUGGUGUGGAUGCUAAUAACAGUGCUAGGAGGGCAGGCAAUGGUUUGGAACCGUUGUCACAGUUCCACAUUCCUUACCUGCACUCACUGUCACAACAUCAUACAACUGUGCCCCUCUCCGUGGCACAAACUUGCUAUUCCUCCUCUCCUUACACUGACCAGCUUCCAGGCCCAGCAACAGCUGCCCCGGCACAGCAGCAGGUUCAGCUUCAGCUACCUCCAUUUCUUCGCACCCCAUUUUGUGGUCCUCUUAUUAGUCCCACAAUCUCGACAAACCACCACCACCAGAGUCAGCAGCAGCAGCAGCAUCGAAUUUGGGCAGGGCAGCUGCCAACUCAAUAUAGGCCUGGGGGAAUACCUGCCUCCCAUAUUUCAAACUGGCAAAACAGGAGGCAAGAUUCUUCACCUUUGGUCCAACAUGCCCAAGCCAUUCUUCCACCUUCCCCUUCCUCACUUGAAGUACUUGGUCCCAAAUAUGCCCCAAUCUUGCCCCAACAAUCGCAGCUUAUUGCCAUUGCAUCGUCAUUGCCUCCGGCAAGGGUGAAAAGGCAGCAGCACCAUUUCUCUUCUGGCUAUGAAGAGAAUGGGGGUGGUUUCUGUUCUGAUGGUGCUCUCCCUUUGCAGUUACUAUGCAAUGAGCACCUUUAACAACACAUGCGGUCUACUACUGUUGGCAGAUCAGAUGGAUGGACGGAUAGUUGGAUCAUUAUUUCAUUCUUUCCUUUGUUCAUUCUCGGAAUUGGCUGCUGGACUUCAUGAACGGAGAAAUGGGAGAGUAAGCAAACAUGUAACCCAUAUUUGAUUACUUUUUAUGUUUACCAUUGGAGGAUCACGGGGAUAAAAGCAAGUUAGGUCUCAAUGUUAGAAGAUGACCCUUGGGACCCACCCUGCCCAACUACUCCGAUGCAUGCCUGAUGCGAUGGGGUAAGUGAACAUUUGUAGCGUGAACAAUUUAUGACUGUAUUUAAAGCACGUUCUUGCUCAUCUUUAUAGAGAUAUAUGUCAAAUAUAAAGUUAAAUUUUGUAUGUGAA
Messenger RNA from Malania oleifera, 3547 nucleotides. RefSeq lists its product as uncharacterized. Lineage: Eukaryota; Viridiplantae; Streptophyta; Magnoliopsida; Santalales; Ximeniaceae. The record is from RefSeq and is a predicted model, not a curated record. The transcript has 15 exons. The coding region runs from base 830 to 3163 and encodes 777 amino acids.